Molecule: messenger RNA, 1323 nt
Organism: Dujonia railenensis
Lineage: Eukaryota; Fungi; Ascomycota; Pichiomycetes; Serinales; Debaryomycetaceae
Source: the annotation of a GenBank genome assembly
AUGGAUCUUCUUAAGGACGCAGCAAAGAACAUUUCCUUGUACGAUGUUAAGGCAUACGUCCGGAAGGCACAAAAUGUCGCCAUGAAUUUGACCGAAAUGGAAGCUAAGGUCCGUGAGGCCACCAACAACGAACCCUGGGGUGCUCCAUCAACCCUCAUGGCUCAGAUCGCUGCAGGUACAUACAACUACAGAGAGAGAGAGGAAAUUAUCGGGUUCAUUUUCCGUAGAUUUACCGAAAAGGCAGCCAAUGAAUGGAGACAAAUCUAUAAAUCCUUGCAAUUGUUGGACUACUUGAUCAAGAAUGGAGCAGAAAGACUUAUAGAUGACGUUAGGGCCAACUUGACCCUUAUCCAGAUGUUGAAAAGUUUCCACUACAUUGAUUCUAAGGGCAGAGAUCAGGGGAUAAACGUUAGAAACAGAGCUAAGAACUUAAUUGCAUUUUUGAAUGACGAUUCAAUGAUUCGCUCUGAGAGAAAGAAGGCAAGAGCCAACGCCAAGAAGUUUGGUGGUGUUUCUUCUGCUGCCUUUGGUGGUGCAUCCUCAAUUACCCAAAACGAAGGGUUUGAAGACGGGGACUUCACCAGUAAGGUCUACGGGGAUGGUGGUGUUUACGGUGAAAGAUACGACGAUUCUGCUGCUGGGUUCAGCAAUGGGCAAACUGGUGCCAGUGGCUCCACUGAAUAUGAAGAAUACGAUCCAACUCCAUCUUCCUCCUCAUCUUCAAGGCCAACAACCGGUUCCAGUAAGGUAAACGCCCACUCGUCUAACUCCAAACCACAACCACAAGAACAAGACUUAUUAGGAGACUUGUUAUCGUUCGAUCAACCACAAAAUGGAAACGGCCAUUCUUCUUCUGCAGCAGCUGCACCAGCAGCAGCCGACGAUGAUGAAGACGAUGACUUUGACGAUUUCCAGGCUGCCCCAUCCCAGCCCCAAAAGCCUAACUUUGCUAAUUUAUAUAACCAACAACAACAACCACAACAAACCUCUCCACAACGACAACCAACCUACACCGGAAUCAAUUCAUCUUUCAAUUCCACCGGCCCAGCCAAGCCAGCUAACAAUGACGCAUUUUCGUCGCUAUUUUCUUCUGCAAAGACCAAGUCUACUACUACCUCCACCAACAACACCACUACUAAAAAGCCAUCCGGUCCAAUAACUUCAAGCGCAUCUACAGCUACAACGAAUGACGAUGAUUUCUUUGGCGACUUCAAUUCUGGUUCAAGCAACACCACCACCAGAAAUAACAACAACACCAACAGCAACACCAAUAACACCAACAACAACGGUAACUCUGGAGAAGUUGAUUUACUUAGUUUCUAA